Ectocarpus siliculosus is the source of this 2279-nucleotide messenger RNA. Lineage: Eukaryota; Phaeophyceae; Ectocarpales; Ectocarpaceae. The record is from the annotation of a GenBank genome assembly.
GAUGGUGAAAGACCAGCGCAUUGGCGAGAGCGGCGAUCGAUGUCCGAACAGCACAACGGUUAAAUUUUGUUACUAAGAUGACAUCUGAUGAUGCCUCGUCCAAGGAGAUCCUUUGCUACGGGUUCAACCAGGAUGCCACAUGCUUGGCUGUCGGGUUGCGCACAGGCUACCGCAUCUACACGUGCCGACCAUUCGCGCAGUGCUUCGCCAUGACCGACGGGGGUAUUGGGCGAGCGGAGAUGCUGUUUAGCUCCAGCCUGGUUGCCCUUGUCGGCAGUGGGGACAGGCCUGCUUUUAGCCCGCGUCGGCUCUGCCUCUGGAACACGAAGAAGGACCACUCCAUCUGCGAGGUCAACUUCCUCACGGCCGUGCUGGCUGUCAAGCUCAACCGCAAGCGCGUCGCGGUGUGCCUCAAGACAGCCCUGCACGUGUUCGAUAUCUCGGACAUGAAGUGCCUCAGGACUCUCGAGACGGCGCCCAACCCGGACGGAGUCAUGGCCCUCUCGCCUAACGAGGAAAACUGUCACCUCGCGUUUCCUGAUGGAGCUAAGGCCGGGAGUUCCGGCGGUGGGGGAGAGGUUAUCUUGUACAAUGCUCUGGACCUGAAGGUCCUGAACAAAGUGGUGGCCUGUCGGAGUCGAGUCGUGGCGGUCAGCUUCAGCAGAGACGGAAAGCUGCUUGCCACUGCGUCUGAGCAAGGCACGGUGAUCCGCAUAUUCACGGUCCCCGCCGCAGUGAAGUUGUACACCCUGCGAAGGGGCAGCACGAGCUGCGACAUCUACUCCAUGUCCUUCAACGCAGCCGCCACGCGCCUCGCCGUGUCCAGCUCCACCCGAACCAUCCACAUCUUCGACGUGUCCGCCGGGGGCGCAGCGGGGGGCGCAGCGGGCCGUCGAUCUAACAGCAGCCCGCGACAAGGGGGCAACAGCGGCGGCGGGGAGCAAGAAGGGGACGUAGAGAACGGCGGCGGCGCAAAUAAGAACGGUUCACGCCCCGGGGGGGCAUCAGACGGCAACAAUGCCAGCAGCAACAGCAACAGCAGCAGCGGGCUCGCAAGCGGGUUUCGGUCCAUGGUCGGGAUGCUCCCCAACAGGGUGACGAAGAGAAUGCAGGACUACGUAGAUUGCGAGCGGUCGUUCGCGAGCGUCCGCCUCAGAGGGAGCGCCGGCCGCAGCAUCUGCGCGCUCAUCCCCGCCGGCGACAGCGGGGUAUGGACCGGCAAGGGCGGGGGGGGCGCAGGGAAGGGCCCGGGCGGGCGGGGGGGGGACGAGAGCGGCGGGCAAGGCGAGGACGAAGAGGUGGCCCGUGAAGUGUUGCUAGUCGUAACGAACGAGGGCAUUCUGUACUCGUACGUUGUGGACACGGUCAACGGGGGCGAGUGCCGCUUGGACGAGGCCUCUUCGCUGCUGAUGGACCCCAGCGCAAGCCAGGAGAUCGGGUCCGAGUUGUUCGUGCCGGAGCGACACGCCCCGCCCGUGCUCGCCGGACAAAGUUAGCCGGAGCUUUUGGAAGGGUCGGGGGGAGGGGGAGGUACAAUUUCUUCCUUUUUUUGUGGCGGGUGUUUAGCAGCAAGCCCGCUACCUCUCCUGAACGGUUUGUCGUUGGUUGAGCUACAGCUCUGCCGGCGGUGCCUCUCGUGGGAUCAGCCCAAAGUUUUCCCGCAAGGGUUGUUUGAGUCGAGAAGAAAGGGUUGAUGUUUGGCAGCAACUCGACACGGCACGAUUGGGCUUUUGCGGGCAACCAACCAAUCUGGUGUUUCAAGAACGUCGACCGUAGCGAAAAGACACAGUAGUGAACUCAGUUCAAGUCAUCGUUGUUUCGAGACAGACACGCAGUCAUCGUGUAGUGUCUGAUCUUGAAACGUGUCAAUCGUCAGGGCGGGGGGGGUAAUUACGAAGGGUCUUGUUCCCCCAGCGUGCCUGUUUUUGAAAGUGCCACAAACAGAGUUAGUCGAUGUCGGUGGGGGGUUGUUUGCUUGGUGUCCCGUGCCACUCCCCAGCACUAGCAGGGAUGGGAUGGCCGUCGUAUCGGAAUUUUUCAGCAUUGUAGCCUUGUAUGUUCAAGUUCCUUGAUUUAGGGCGGAAUGUUUCGGUCCCCCGGUAGGGUGAUUAGCCUGAGGUAUGGGUGUCUACGACACCAAUUGAUUUGUUCGGAUUUGAAAAGAGGGAAUUGUCCUCGACAAUUUUUGGGGAGAUUCUACGGCAGUACUACUGUAUGCUUUGGGGAUCUCCACGCGGCGCUUAAUUAUUUAAGUGCAAGCUCCGCUACCGGAAAUAUUC